Molecule: messenger RNA, 982 nt
Organism: Orussus abietinus
Lineage: Eukaryota; Metazoa; Arthropoda; Insecta; Hymenoptera; Orussidae
Gene: mRpL9
Product: 39S ribosomal protein L9, mitochondrial
Exons: 2
Coding region: 154-939 (261 amino acids)
Biological process (GO): translation
Cellular component (GO): mitochondrion; ribosome
Molecular function (GO): structural constituent of ribosome
Source: RefSeq, a predicted model, not a curated record
UAGCGCGUUGAUGAUUGCUGAUGAUAGCUACGAAACCUGCGAAACAUGAGAAAUGAACAUUGUUAAACGUUCUUGGAGACCGUCGAAUUAAUUUGAUAAUAUUUAAUUAAUGUAAUAUUUAAUUAAUCAAAGUUAGUAAAGAAUUGAACAAAAAUGUUUCAUUUUCCACUAAAAUCUCUUAGGAUGCUGUUGUCUGCCACGACAGAGUCAUUUGUUCAACAGACAAGAAAUACAUACAUCUUGAAACGGAAGUGGCCACCAGGACUACACAAGAAGGACAAAAUACCUGAACGUCUUAGAGCACGACACUUCGUCUAUGAACUUAUAGAAAACACAGAUUUACGUAAAAGCAAACCAAUCGAUAUUAUUCUUAAACAGUAUGUGAAAGGUGUGGGCCAGAAAGGAGAGCUAAUUACCAUGAAACCGAAUAUAGCAUAUAAUGAAUUACUACUACCAGGAUUAGCCGUAUAUGCCACUCCUGAAAAUUUGGAAAAAUACAAACAAGACACCAUCAUAGAAAAACCUAAGUUCAGUUCCCCUUAUGUUGAGCACUCAUUGAAUAUAUUAUCAAAAUUGUGUUUGAGGGUACACAUGUCGUUGGAUAAUCCUUGGACAUUAGAAAAAUGGCACGUAAAGUCUGCCUUUCGCAAAACUUCUUUCGUCGUCCCCGAAGAUGCUAUAACCCUACCCGAGAAACAGAUAUCAGGACCCGACUUAUCGAUCGACGACAAAGAAUUUGUUGUUACGGUCACGAUAAAUAAUACAGAACAAGCUAAAGUAAGAUGCAAGAUACACCACUGGACUGCAAAUCCUGAUACAGUAUGGCCCAAUCGGCUCGAUCCUUUCAAAUUCGUCAAUGAACCAAUUUUCCCAGAAGAUAAACCCAUUCUGGAUUCUCUUACGACUUGCCUGAAAACAUCAGAGGAAGCCGGAACAUAAUUUCUCUUAUGCAUCGUAUUUCAAAUAAACUUUAGUCAUUUAA